Molecule: messenger RNA, 1861 nt
Organism: Salmo salar (Atlantic salmon)
Lineage: Eukaryota; Metazoa; Chordata; Actinopteri; Salmoniformes; Salmonidae
Source: RefSeq, a predicted model, not a curated record
AUGAGUUUUUCUGUUUUUGAAUUUGGCGCGCUGCAAUUUCACUGGAUGUUAUCAAAUCAAUCCCGUCACCGGGAUCUGAGCGGAUCACUAAAAAGUUAACAGACGUCAAUCGUUGUACAACUUCAUGGGUAUGCUCUGGGCAUCACUUUUUACCUCAAAUAUGCAGUGGUUUUCUGAUGUUUUGGGUUAACCAUCUGUCUGACUUUGUUGUUCACACAGGAGAGAGACAGGACUAUCGUGGAUCCUCUGGGGAUCCUCAACAUCAUCAUGAUGCUGACGAGGCAGAGAAGAGUCUCUCCAGAUCAGAACUCCUCAAGAAACACCAGCAGAGACCCACAGGGAAGAAAUCUAAUUGCUGCUCUGACUGUGGGAUACGUUGCAAAUAUUCAUCAGACCUUAAAAUAUUCCCGAGAAUACACACAGGAGAGAAACGUUAUAUCUGUGAUCAAUGUGGGAAGAGUUUUACUCGGCUACAAACCCUGAAAUCACACCAGAGAAUACACACUGAAGAGAAACCUUAUAGCUGUAAUCAAUGUGGGAAGAGUUUUACUACAUCUAGCCAGCUGAUAUUACACAAGAGAACACACACAAGAGAGAAAUCUUAUAGCUGUGAUCAGUGUGGGAAGAGUUUUACUCGGCUACAAACCCUGAAAUCACACCAGAGAAUACACACUGGAGAGAAACCUUAUAGCUGUAAUCAAUGUGGGAAGAGUUUUACUACAUCUAGCCAGCUGAUAUUACACCAGAGAACACACACAGGAGAGAAACCUUAUAGCUGUGAUCAGUGUGGGAAGAGUUUUACUCGGCUACAAACCCUGAAAUCACACCAGAGAAUACACACUGGAGAGAAACCUUAUAGCUGUAAUCAAUGUGAGAAGAGUUUUACUCAGCGAAACGGCCUGAUAGUACACCAGAGAACACACACAGAAGAGAAACCUUAUAGCUGUAAUCAAUGUGGGAAGAGGUUUACUCAACAAACCAACCUGAUAGUACAUCAGCGGACACACACAGGAGAGAAACCUUAUAGCUGUGAUCAGUGUGGGAAGAGUUUUACUACAUCUAGCCAGCUGAUAUUACACCAGAGAACACACACAGGAGAGAAACCUUAUAGCUGUGAUCAGUGUGGGAAGAGUUUUACUCGGCUACAAACCCUGAAAUCACACCAGAGAAUACACACUGGAGAGAAACCUUAUAGCUGUAAUCAAUGUUUGAAGAGUUUUACUCAGCGAAACGGCCUGAUAGUACACCAGAGAACACACACAGGAGAGAAAUCUUGUAGCUGUGAUCAAUGUGGGAAGAGUUUUACUCACCUAACCAACCUGAUAGUACAUCAGCGGACACACACAGGAGAGAAAUCUUAUAGCUGUGAUCAAUGUGGGAAGAGUUUUACUUGGCUAAACAGCCUGGUAUCACACCAGAGAACACACACAGGAGAGAAAUCUUAUAGAUGUGAUCAAUGUGGGAAGAGGUCCUCUGAUAAAAGAUCUCUGAUUAAACAUCAGAAAAUACAUGAAGGAGUUUCAUGAUAUCAAUGAAAUAAUGUCACAAUGUAGAAUGUUUUUAAUAUUGUGGAAGUUUUUUAAUAUUGUCACAAUAGAAUGUUUUAACAUUGUAGUAGGAGUAUUUUAAAUAAUGUCAGAAUAUAGAACCCUUAACGUUUGCCCCCCUGUUCAAUGAUUUUAGCCUCAGGGGAAAGAUCCAAGCUCUGAAAGUGACUAACAAAAAAAGGGUUGUGUUACACUUACUGUGUUGGUGACACACUGGAAUCAAAAUGCAACACUUUAAAAUGUAGCUAGCUGUUUUCUACAAGUUGUCCUCUAACCAGUGAUGUACACAUUAUUCCCAGAUUCCGUGUGGUUUU